Molecule: messenger RNA, 516 nt
Organism: Phytophthora infestans T30-4
Lineage: Eukaryota; Oomycota; Peronosporomycetes; Peronosporales; Peronosporaceae
Product: short chain dehydrogenase, putative
Exons: 3
Coding region: 1-516 (171 amino acids)
Molecular function (GO): oxidoreductase activity, acting on the CH-OH group of donors, NAD or NADP as acceptor
Source: RefSeq, a predicted model, not a curated record
AUGACCGCCGCCGAAAAGACUGUUCUUAUCACGGGCGCCACCCGUGGACUUGGGCUCACGUUUGCCAAGCACUACACCAAGGCUGGCUGGAAAGUCAUCGGAACGGCACGCAACCUGGACACGUACAAUGAAGCUUCGAUCACUCAAAUGGCCAAGGAUCUCGAUGGCGUCCCCAUCGACCUGCUUAUCAACAACGCCGGUAUCUUGGAGCCAGGAUUGUUCGCCACGGCCACUAAGGAGCAUUUCAUGCGCCACUUCGAGAUCAACUCGCUAGGUCCGUUCCUCACCACGCGUGCACUGCAUGACAAUCUCAAGCUGGCUGCCGAUGCUCACGGACUUGCGAUCGUGGCUUCUGUCACGAGCAUCCUCGGAAGUAUCAAGGUGAACCUGGACGGGGCCUUUGCCCCACUUAAGAAAGUCUACUACGACAACCACAAGCUACCGAACGGCGAGAUGUACGGCUAUCGCGCAUCGCCGCUGUCGUGCUGCAGCCGGGCUACGUCAAGACCGACAUGA